Coniosporium apollinis CBS 100218 is the source of this 1095-nucleotide messenger RNA. RefSeq lists its product as uncharacterized. The transcript has a single exon. The record is from RefSeq and is a predicted model, not a curated record. The coding region runs from base 1 to 1095 and encodes 364 amino acids. Lineage: Eukaryota; Fungi; Ascomycota; Dothideomycetes.
AUGAAGCUCUCUUCCGCUUCCGUCGCCGCUCUCGUCGGCCUGCUAGGACUCAUCGACGCCACUCUGGAGUCGCCGGUGCCGCGCGAGGACCUCGCCGUCGAUCUCAAGUCCGCCGAGAUCAGCGAGAGCAGGACCGAAGGACCGGUCAGUGGCAGCAUCAAUGGCACCGCGAUCGCCUUCAACGGCACCAAGGGCGACACGACCGCCUCCCUCAAGGGCUACAAGUACCGCAUGCACGUUACCGGCGGCGAUCGCACGCUCGACAAGGAAGAGCUCAAGGGCGCCAUACGUGUCGAGAAGGGCGAGGACGAGUACUGGGCCAAGAUGCGCCAGUCCAAUGUGUCGGCCGUCGAUGGUGAGGACCACUUCAAUCGCGAGUCCAAGGUAGCCAAGGCCGGUGCCAACAUCGACGACGAUGAAUACAGGCUGGGCGUGGCCAUGGUCACGUCGGACAAGCUCGAGGACGGCAAGAGCGAGAAAGUCGACUCCAACGGGCUCUACUUGUCCGAGGUUUCCGACGAGCAAACCAUGAAGGCCGAGGUCAUCGCGGGCGAUUACGCGUCCGCCGACGACAGCCACACACUCGAAGCCUCCGCCUUCGGGUACAACAUCACCCGCACCAAGGACAACGAGUAUCUGCACCGUGAAAAGAAGGUCAUCAAGAUCAAGGCCAAGUACUACGACAUUGAGGACGAGCUCGACGAGGCCGACCAGAAGCUCACCAAGCUCGAGGCCGCCGCCGCCGCCUCCAACGGCACCGUCGCCACGUACCAGAAGCGCGCCGCCAACAGCACCGCCGUGGCCGAGACCGAGCAGGAGCCCGAACAGCCCCUCGUGCUCACCCUCGUCAUGGAAAUCCACACCAAGACCGAGAAGGACAUCUCCUCCCUGCGCGAGAUGGAGGGUAACGACGGCGCCCACGAUGACUGCGAAGAGCUCGAUGGCCGCCUCCAGCGCCAGAAGGAGCGCAUCCAGCGCCUGAGGGCUAAGGGCCCCAAGGGCCACAGGGCCGGGAUCGAGUCGAAGAUGGCGUCCGAGAAGGCUGCCGUGGACGAGAAGGUGGCUGCUGCUGCGAAUGCGGCUCCGGAGGUCUAA